ACACACCCACACUCCCAGCUCUCAGAAGGAACACUCCCUGCUGACGGCUUCGUCUCAGGAUUUCAGUCCCCCGUCUGUGGGACUCUGCUAGGACGUCCCAGGAAAGCAAAGGGGAGACAACGACUAGCCGGGCAGGAGGUGGGCCAGUUGGAGCUAAAUUGUGCCGGUUGUUGUAACAAGCAAGACUCCAAUCUCAGCAGCUUCAUAACACACGUUUAUUUCGCACGCAUCCCCACACUUCCGGUUGAUGGGCACCUUCUACCAGGUUCCAGUGAAGGUUCUCAUGGAGGAGGUCUGGGGUGGAGCCUGAGAAUCUGCACUUGUAACAAGCUCCUCGGUGAUGCUGCUGCCGGCCUGGGCGCCCACUUUGAGUACCGAGAGGCAUCACUCCUGCCCACACCCCACUGGCCUCAACUCGUGCCCACAGUCAGAUGCAAGGGGGGCAGAGAAAUGAAGUUCAGCUGUUUGCGCAGAAGCUGGAGGAACCUGGAUCAGUUAACACGGGAGGCCGGAGCAGGCCUGUCCGAGUGCUUCCAGGUGAAUGGCGCCGACUACCGCGGCCAUCAGAACCGCACGGGGCCACGCGGAGCCGGCCGCCCGUGCCUCUUCUGGGACCAGACGCAGCAGCACAGCUACAGCAGCGCCAGCGACCCCCAGGGCCGCUGGGGGCUGGGCCCGCACAACUUCUGCCGGAACCCGGACGGCGACGUGCAGCCGUGGUGCUACGUAGCCGAGACAGAGGAGGGCAUCUACUGGCGCUACUGCGACAUCCCCACGUGCCACAUGCCCGGAUACCUGGGCUGCUUCGUGGAUUCGGGGGCACCCCCCGCCCUCAGCGGGCCCAGCGGCACCUCAACGAAGCUCACGGUCCAGGUGUGCGUUCGCUUCUGCCGCAUGAAGGGCUACCAGCUGGCGGGCUUGGAGGCUGGCUACGCCUGCUUCUGUGGCUCUGAAAGCGACCUGGACCGGGGACGCCCGGCCCCAGCUACCGACUGUGACCAGAUUUGCUUCGGCCACCCGGGCCAGCUGUGCGGCGGCGAUGGGCGUCUGGGCAUCUACGAAGUGUCCGUGGGCUCCUGCCAGGGCAACUGGACCGCUCCUCAGGGCGUCGUCUACUCCCCGGACUUCCCGGACGAGUACGGGCCGGACCGGAACUGCAGCUGGGCGCUGAGCCCGCCGGGCGCCGCGCUGGAGCUCACCUUCCGCCUCUUCGAGCUGGCGGACCCGCGCGACCGGCUGGAGCUGCGCGACGCCGCCUCGGGCAGCCUGCUCCGCGUCUUCGACGGCGCCCGCCCGCCACCGCCCGGGCCUCUGCGCUUGCGCGCCGCAGGGCUCCUGCUCACCUUCCGCAGCGACGCGCGCGGCCACGCGCAGGGGUUCGCGCUCACCUACCGCGGGCUGCAGGACGCCGCCGACGACCCGGCGCCCAAGGGCUCGGCCCAGACCCCCGCAGCGCCCCCCGACUGGGCCAACGUGAGCUGCAGCCCCCGGCCUGGGGCUCCAGAGGCCGCGAUGCGGGGUGAGGCGGGCGUGCGAGGCGGGAGGGAGUUUGGGGAGCCGCCCCUUCCAGACCCCGUCCUCACAGCACCGUGCGCCCGCAGCCCGGGUCUUCUCGACGGUGACCGCCAUCUCGGUGCUGCUGCUGCUGCUCCUGUCGCUGCUGCGCCUGCUUCGCCGACGGAGCUGUCUGCUGGCUCCGGGAAAAGGCCCCCCGGCGUUGGGGCCUUCCCGGGGCCCCGGGAGAAGCUGGGCUGUGUGGUACCGCCAGCCUCGAGGGGUGGCCCUGCCCUGCCCUCCCGGGGACCCUCAGGGUGAGGGUCUAGCCGCGAGUUACCGGCCCCUCAGCGCCUCCAGCCAGAGUUCCCUGCGCUCGCUCAUCUCUGCUCUCUGACUCGGGACUCCCAGGGUCCACUGGACUCUCUGCCAGCGGGAUGGACACCUGAGAGA
This is a messenger RNA of Ailuropoda melanoleuca (giant panda), 1947 nucleotides long. RefSeq names its product kringle containing transmembrane protein 2 (gene KREMEN2). Bases 451 to 1815 code for a protein of 454 amino acids. Gene Ontology annotation, biological process: Wnt signaling pathway; multicellular organism development. The record is from RefSeq and is a predicted model, not a curated record. Gene Ontology annotation, cellular component: plasma membrane. Lineage: Eukaryota; Metazoa; Chordata; Mammalia; Carnivora; Ursidae. The transcript has 9 exons.